Messenger RNA from Phyllostomus discolor (pale spear-nosed bat), 2148 nucleotides. It is a transcript of the gene NIT1, whose product is annotated as nitrilase 1. The transcript is spliced from 7 exons. Lineage: Eukaryota; Metazoa; Chordata; Mammalia; Chiroptera; Phyllostomidae. Gene Ontology annotation, molecular function: hydrolase activity, acting on carbon-nitrogen (but not peptide) bonds, in linear amides. The coding region runs from base 188 to 1060 and encodes 290 amino acids. The record is from RefSeq and is a predicted model, not a curated record.
GACACCACCCGGGGGGGGCAGGCUGAGCAGAGGGGGGUGCGGGGCGCGAUCGGCGGAGGGGUCGGGGUACCGCAAAGAUCCUGGGCUCAGCUUCCUGGUCAGGGCUCCUCACCACCUGUCCCUUCUGUGGCGCGGACUGCGGAUACCUCAACGCUCAGUACUCUGUGCUCAGUCAAGACCCAGAGCCAUGGCUAACUCCUCUUCCUCCUGGGAAAUGCCCCUGGUUGCUGUGUGCCAGGUAACAUCCACACCAGACAAGCAGCAGAACUUUAAAGCUUGUGCUGAGCUGGUUCGAGAGGCUGCCCGAUUGGGUGCUUGCCUGGCUUUCCUGCCAGAGGCAUUUGACUUCAUUGCACGGGACCCCGCGGAGACUCUACACCUGUCUGAGCCGCUGGGAGGGACCCUUUUGGGAGAAUAUGCCCAGCUUGCCAGGGAAUGUGGACUCUGGCUGUCCUUGGGCGGGUUCCACGAACGUGGCCACGACUGGGAGCAGACGCAGAAAAUCUACAAUUGCCAUGUGCUCCUGGACAGCGAGGGGUCAGUAGUGGCCACUUACAGGAAGACACACCUGUGUGAUGUGGAGAUUCCAGGGCAGGGGCCGAUGCGCGAGAGCAACUCCACCAUGCCUGGGCCCAGGCUCGAGCUGCCCGUCAGGACACCAGCGGGCCGGGUCGGUCUGGCUAUCUGCUAUGACAUGCGGUUCCCUGAACUCUCUCUGGCACUGGCUCAGGCUGGAGCAGAAAUACUUACCUACCCCUCGGCUUUCGGGUCUGUGACAGGUCCGGCCCACUGGGAGGUGCUGCUGCGGGCCCGUGCCAUCGAAACCCAGUGCUACGUCGUGGCAGCAGCUCAGUGUGGACGCCAUCACGAGAAGAGAGCGAGUUAUGGCCACAGCAUGGUGGUGGACCCCUGGGGAACGGUGGUGGCCUGCUGCUCUGAGGGACCAGGCCUCUGCCUUGCCCGAAUCGACCUUGGUUACCUGCGACAGCUGCGCCAACACCUGCCUGUGUUCCAGCACCGCAGGCCUGACCUCUAUGGCAACCUAGGUCGCCCCCUGUGAGCUGGCGCUGCUGCACGGUGUAGGUGGGACGCAGGCGCACCGCCCCUCACUGGGAGGACCGCGACCCUUCCGAAGGAGCGCAGGCUCAGCUUCUUGGGAAAGUAGGAAGUCACCUAAGCUCAGAUUUUAGUUUCAAAAAGGUGGAAUUUUAUACAGUCACUGUUUAUUUCAUGAAAACUGAAAUUAUGCUGAGGGCUGAGCAGCACUAGCAUUGAAAAAAAUAUAAUCAUCAUAAAGUCUGUGUCUGGACACCUCCUUUGGGAGCUGAAGGAGGAGAUGGUGUUGUGCCCGCUGGACUUGGCCCCGGUUCUAGGCCGCUGGCUCAUCAACACGCCUCCUCCCCAGAUGAAAGUGCAACACUCAGUGCAUGUGGACGGGGAAGGACAAAGAGGGCCGACACCGAAUCACUUCGCUUUCCCCUGGACGCCCUUUGCCCGAGCCAGAAGCAAGCAGGGGGAGGGCUGCAGGGCACCUCACUCACUUCCACUUGCUCGGGGAAAGCAAGUGGCAUGCGCCCCCUCCCCUCUUCAGGGGGAGUGUUUGCGCCUCAGCACCCCCAUCCCCCCAGCGUGUGCACACACGCCUGGCUGGGAGGCUGACCAGGCUGAUCCAGCUCACCCAUCCUCCGGGAAGAGGGUUAGGCCGGGGGAGAGGCGGGGCUGAGCCCGGAAAGGGAGGGAAUGGGGCAGAGAGGAGCAGCACCAGAGGCCAGGAGAGAGUGGAAAGGGCCACAGCUUCUUUUUAAAAAAACUCUAUAAUUUGGGAGAGGAUGGUGAUUAAUUUCCAAAAGACACUUCGGUCUCACCUUCCACACAACACAGCUUCCUUACUCACAGCCCUUUAGCGAGUCAGACGGACAUGUGAGAGCCCCUCAGGGCACCGGACGCAGCCUUCGCUCCGGCCCCUUGCACACACUGUCCUACGGACUUGGCUCCUCCCUGCACACCUGUCUCGGGGCCGGGGCGAGGUGGCUGCAGACUCAUCGGGCUGAGUGGGAAGGGACACGGGAAGCCCAGGCACAUGGGUGCAGGGAGGGGUGGGGGACACCACUUCCAUUUUCCUUUGUCUUUUCCUUAAAAAAAAAAAAA